AAGCAGCAGCCCUCCAGGACGCAGCUGCAGCCGUAUCAGCCUGUGUCAGGGCUUUCCACUGUAGUGCUGCAUUCUGAUGUCGCCCAGCGGAUACACAAACGACACGCUCAGACCUCGCGUUCAGUCGCUGUUUUUAAUGUGUACGAAGCAUCAUGACACUUGCUAAGCAGUGGCUGGCCGGAUUCGCGCUCCUGUGCUUUUAUGUUGCAGCUGAAUCGAAAAAGAAUUUCAAAUGCCCUUCAGGAUGCUCCUGCACAAAGGAGACCAUCAUCUGCGUCGGCACUUCACAGAUCCCCCACACUAUACCGAAAGAGAUCAACUCCCUAAGCAUGGUUAAUGGAUCAAUUGCGGAAAUUACAGAGGGGAUGUUUUCACUUAUGCCUUCUCUUCAGCUGCUGCUUCUUAAUGCAAAUUCUUUGACCGCAAUCAAAGAUGAUGCUUUCUCUGGUCUGCCUCAUCUAGAAUAUUUGUUCAUUGAAGGGAACAAGAUAGAAACCAUCACCAAAAAUGCCUUUCGUGGUCUACGAGGGCUGACUUAUCUCUCACUUGCAAAUAACAAGAUAAGGUUUCUGCCGAGGGGUCUCUUUUUUGACUUGGAUUCGUUGCUGGAAAUAGAUCUGCGAGGCAACUCUUUCCAGUGUGGCUGUGAGAACAAGUGGCUGAUGACAUGGCUGAAAAACACAAAUGCCACAGUAUCAGAUGUCUUCUGCGCAGGCCCCAGUGACAUGAAGAGCAAGCGCCUCAAUGACCUUCCUAUUCCACCAGGCGAAUGUAUUUCCACAGACUUUUUGCGUCAUCAGUCCAUCCCCAUUCAGUCCAUGUCAGCGGACAUCUUCUCCUUCAAAGACGACAUCUUUGUAGCGAUGGCCGCCCCAAACUCCAACAGCUGCGUAGUCAUGGAGUGGGAUCACAUUGAACUGAACUUCAGAAAAUUUGAUAAUAUAACAGGGAAGUCUGUUGUUGGAUGCAAGUCGGUCCUAAUUGAAAACCAUGUCCUAAUAAUAGUCACCCAGCUCUUUGGGGGUUCCCACAUUUACAAGUUUGAUGGUCAACAAAACAAAUUCAUCAACUUUCAAACUAUUGAGGUGUUCAACAUCUCGAAGCCAAAUGAUAUUGAAGUCUUUCAGAUGGAAGGUCACUGGUACUUUGUGAUUGUGGACAGCUCCAAGGCAGGCAUGUCUACUCUCUACAAGUGGACUGACCAACCAGAACGCAAUGAAACUGGUUUCUACUCCUACCAGUUUCUCCAUGAAUGGUUUCGUGAUACAGAUGCUGAAUAUGUUGAGGUGGACGGGAAGUCCUACCUGAUCUUAGCCAGUCGCUCUCAGUCACCAAUCAUCUACCUGUGGAACAAGAGUACCUUAAAGUUUAUACUUCAUAGUGAAAUCACAAAUGUUGAUGAUGUAGUGGCUGUCAAAGCUUUCCGGGUAGAGGGUGACUUGUAUCUGGCCAUGGCUUGCUACAUCGGUGACUCCAAAGUCCUCAAGUGGACCAACAAGCAGUUCAUUGACGUGCUGCCUCUUCCCUCUCGAGGGGCGAUGAUCCUCCAGCCGUUCACCUUCGCAGACAGGCACUAUCUUGCUCUUGGCAGCGAUUACUCUUUCACACAGAUCUACCUCUGGGAUGCAGAGACAAAAACAUUUCACAAGUUCAAGGACAUUUACGUGCAGUCACCCCGGUCAUUUACUGUGGUGACCACUGACCGAAGGAGUUUUAUUUUCUCCUCCAGCUUCAAGGGGAAAUCAAUGGUCUUUGAGCAUAUAUUUGUAGAUUUAAGCUUAUAAUAACUACAAAAGCAGUACUGA
Molecule: messenger RNA, 1805 nt
Organism: Oreochromis aureus
Lineage: Eukaryota; Metazoa; Chordata; Actinopteri; Cichliformes; Cichlidae
Product: leucine-rich repeat LGI family member 2-like
Exons: 8
Coding region: 153-1784 (543 amino acids)
Biological process (GO): inhibitory synapse assembly
Molecular function (GO): protein binding
Source: RefSeq, a predicted model, not a curated record